Messenger RNA from Tupaia belangeri chinensis (Chinese tree shrew), 1529 nucleotides. RefSeq names its product TIMELESS interacting protein (gene TIPIN). Lineage: Eukaryota; Metazoa; Chordata; Mammalia; Scandentia; Tupaiidae. Gene Ontology annotation, biological process: DNA damage response; replication fork processing; replication fork arrest. Bases 340 to 1191 code for a protein of 283 amino acids. The transcript is spliced from 8 exons. The record is from RefSeq and is a predicted model, not a curated record. Gene Ontology annotation, molecular function: DNA binding. Gene Ontology annotation, cellular component: replication fork protection complex; nucleus.
AACCAUGGUCUACUACAUGGGAGUCCAGCGACAUAGCCAUUACGCUCACUGAUGGUCCCCAGAAGUUCAGUUUUAUACACGAUGAGUUAUAGGUGCUUUGAGACAUUUAAGAGCUAUAAAGAGGGAAGUAGAGAUCUAGAACUCACAGUUGAGGCCUUGGAGGGAGAUACAAUUUAAUGAGUCACCUAUAAAUAAGGGAUUAUUAAAGCUAUGUUCAUACAUGAAUGAAGAGGUCUUUGUAUAAAGUCAUGGAUACCUAACGAUCAGGGUAGAAGAAGAUGAACCUGCAAAGAAGAUCCAGGAGGAGUAUCCAGAAAGGGAAGAAAACCAGAGGAAGAGAUGCUGGAACCACGGGAGAAUGGCUCGGAUGAUCUGCCAGACUAUGAGCAUAUAGAUGAUGAAACUUUCCCUCCUUUCCCGCCUCCAGAGAGGGGAGCUGCUGAAGGAGCUGAUGCCGAUGAAGAAUCAGGGCGAAUACCUGUUCCUGUACCUCCAAAGAGAACAGUUAAAAGGAACAUACCCAAGCUGGAUGCACAGAGGUUAAUUUCAGAGAGAGGGCUUCCAGCCUUAAGGCAUGUGUUCGAAAAGGCAAAAUUCAAAGGUAAAGGUCACGAGGCUGAAGACUUGAAGAUGCUAAUCAGACACAUGGAGCACUGGGCACAUAGGCUAUUCCUCAAACUACAGUUUGAGGAUUUUAUUGACAGAGUUGAAUACCUGGGAAAUAAAAAGGAGGUCCAGACUUGUUUAAAACGAAUUCGACUUGAUCUCCCUAUUUUACAUGAAGAUUUUGUGAGCAAUAGUGAUGAGGUAGGGGAAAGUAAUGACCAUGAUGAUGUAGCUGCUACUGAAUUAGAUCCCUUCUUGACAACCUCAUCUGAAAGUGUGAAGUUUGCCUCUGAGUCGAGCAGGAGCCUAACCGAAGAGCAACAGCAAAGGAUUGAGAGAAAUAAACAGCUGGCCUUGGAGAGAAGGCAGGCAAAGCUUCUGAGUAAUAGUCAGUCCCAAGGAAAUGACACGUUCAUGAGCACCGAGGUAGAGACAGUGGAAGAGGUUAACCCUGGCAAGGAUCUAAAGGACUCGGGUGGAUUAAACGAAGACAUUUUAGACAGUUCACAUGAUGAUGUUCCUGCCGACACAGUGGGUGAAGAGGAAUUCAGAGUGGAGGAAACGGCACGGGGCCAGGCCUGUUAAGUGUCAGUAGUAACUUUGUGCUUCAUCCAGAAGCGGAUGAGGUGGGACAGUCCUCCACGAAGGGGAAAUGUAUCUGCAGGUUUGGGAUAAAUGUGUAUUUUCUCUGCUUUGCAGAUUCCUGUAUAAAGUCUUAACUUUAUUUAUAAUCACGGUAGUUUAGUCUAUUCUCAGCGCUGUGACUUGUUAAGUGUCCAGCAGCUAAUGAGCAGCACCUGCUGCGGUGUGUGUUGGUGCCUUGCUCUUCUAGUGUCGGCCAUGUUUUAAGGUGUAAACAUACAGCUCGUUGACUGUUAAUGCCCAUUUUUCAAAAGUGAAAAUAAAAAUGCUUUUACAAAUUA